AUGGCAACGACGAGUAAUAACCCAUCAUGCCCUGCACCCAUGAAGCCCACGUCCAACGGGGCAUUCCAACAUGAAAACCCUCUCGAUUAUGCGCUUCCUCUGUUAAUCCUCCAAAUUUGUUUGGUCGUUGCUUUUACUAGAUUUAUUGCAUUCCUUUGCAAACCCCUCAGACAACCCCGAGUCGUUGCUGAGAUCAUCGGAGGAAUACUACUAGGGCCAUCUGCAAUUGGGCGGAGCGAGAAGUUUUUGAAUACGGUUUUCCCAGCGAAAAGCAUAACAGUUCUUGACACACUGGCCAACAUAGGUCUUUUGUUCUUCUUGUUUCUUGUGGGUCUUGAGCUUGACAUGCGUGCAAUUCGACGUACUGGUCGUAAGGCCUUAGGCAUUGCCCUAUGUGGGAUCAUUGUGCCUUUUGUUCUUGGCAUUGGAACUUCCGUUGCUCUUCGAGCCACUGUAUCCAAGGGUGCCGAGCCACUUCCUUUUCUUGUCUUCAUGGGUGUUUCUCUCUCAGUCACUGCAUUUCCUGUCCUUGCUAGGAUCCUGGCCGAGCUUAAACUCCUUACCACCGAUGUUGGUCGCAUAACAAUGUCUGCUGCCGCUGUUAAUGAUGUUGCAGCUUGGAUUUUUCUUGCUCUUGCCAUAGCCCUUUCUGGUUCUAACACAUCCCCACUUGUUCCUCUUUGGGUUUUGCUAUCUGGUGUUGCUUUUGUCACCUUUGUUGUCUUUGCCAUUAGGCCAUUGCUUGUGGCUAUGGCUAGCCGUUCCCUGGAAGGUGAGCCAGUGAAGGAGUUGUACAUAUGCAUCACAUUGACUCUGGUUUUGGCUUGUGGUUUUGUCACUGAUAUCAUUGGAAUUCAUGCCCUCUUUGGAGCUUUUGUGGUUGGUACUGUUAUGCCCAAAGAAGGUUCCUUUGCUACGGUGUUGACUGAGAGGAUAGAAGACCUGGUGUCUGGCCUUUUCUUGCCACUAUAUUUUGUGUCCAGUGGUUUAAAGACUAAUGUGGCAACAAUUAAGGGAGGUCUUUCUUGGGCAAUGCUAAUGCUUGUUAUAUUCAAUGCUUGCUUUGGGAAGAUUGUUGGCACUACUGUUGUUUCAUUACUAUGUAAGGUGCCUUUCAGAGAAGCCCUGGCUCUUGGAUUUCUCAUGAACACAAAGGGCUUGGUAGAGCUCAUUAUUCUCAACAUUGGGAAGGACCGGAAGGUGUUGAAUGACCAAGCAUUUGCCAUUUGUGUUCUCAUGGCCUUGUUUACCACCUUUAUCACCACCCCAAUAGUGAUGUUUGUCUAUAAACCAGCUCGCAGAGGAGCACCUUACAAACACAAAACAAUUCAACGUGAUCUUGACACUGAGCUUCGAAUGCUUGCUUGCUUCCACGGCACCCACAACAUUCCCACGCUGAUCAAUCUAAUAGAGUGCUCCCGUGGAAGCCAAAGGAAAGGAAAGCUUUGUAUAUAUGCAAUGCACUUGAUGGAGCUAUCAGAGCGAUCUUCAGCAAUCACAAUGGUUCACAAGGCACGCAAGAAUGGCAUGCCCUUUUGGAACAAGAAGCAAGAUGGCGAAGAUAAAAUGAUCAUAGCUUUUCAGGCUUAUGAGAAACUGAGCAGUGUCAGUGUGCGACCCAUGACGGCAAUAUCUUCUCUUAAUAACAUCCAUGAAGAUAUUUGUACUAGUGCUCACCAAAAGCGUGCAGCCAUGAUCAUCCUUCCAUUCCACAAACGCCAACGUGUGGAUGGAUCAAUGGAGUCACUAGGACAUUCAUUCCAUGUUACCAAUCAACUUGUGUUAAGCCAUGCUCCUUGCUCAGUCGGAAUUUUGGUUGAUCGAGGUCUUGGAGGCACAAGCCAAGUCCAAGCUAGUGAUGUGUCUUAUAAGAUAGUGGUACCCUUUUUUGGUGGGCGUGAUGAUCGUGAAGCACUUUGUUAUGGUAUGAGAAUGGCUGAGCACCCAGGAAUUUUUCUCAAUGUGGUCAAAGUUGUAACUCCACCAGGGACAUCUUUGGCCUUUGGUGCUAGAUUAGUUGGGGUGUCAUCAAACAAGUAUAGGAAAACAGUUGAUGCGGUUGAUGACAAUAAUUAUGCUGAUAAAAAGCAGGAUGAUGAAUUGUGGAGUAAGUUUUUAAGUGCAUGCAACAACAACCAAGAGUCAAUGAAGUAUGAGGAAAAGCUAGUGCAGAGUAAAGGAGAUAUUGAGACAACAUUAAAGGAUAUGAAGAGAAGCAACCUAAUAUUGGUUGGUAGAAUGCCAUCAGUGGCACCUUUGGGUAGCCAGAGUGAUUGUCCAGAGCUUGGACCUGUUGGAAGCUUUUUGGCUUCUUCAGAUUACUCCACCGUUACAUCAGUUAUGGUAAUUCAACAAUACAAUCCCUCCACUGACAUUCAUCCAUUGGUGAUGGAAGAAUCAGAUUUCCCAGAAAUGUCAGAUACACCAAGGAGUUAA
This is a messenger RNA of Sphenostylis stenocarpa, 2436 nucleotides long. The record is from the annotation of a GenBank genome assembly. Lineage: Eukaryota; Viridiplantae; Streptophyta; Magnoliopsida; Fabales; Fabaceae.